AUGAUUCAACAAACUGUCGCCGAUUUGCCAACAUCCCGAGUCACUCCGACUCGCCCGUUUGCCGUUUGCGGCAUAGAUUAUUGCGGUCCGUUUUUCGUAAAAGCUGAAAUACGAAAACGAGGACCGAUGAAGGUAUAUGUAGCGAUUUUUGUUUGUUUCUCGACACGCGCCGUCCAUAUUGAACUAGUAAGUGACCUUACCACUGCUGCAUUUUUAUCUGCGCUGCGUCGUAUGAUUUCGGAAAGAGGACGGCCGGCGGAAAUUCAUUCCGACAAUGCAACUACAUUUAAAGGAGCUUCCCACGCACUUCAUCGCCUAUUCGAGAUGUUUAAAAACAACCAUGCCGCACGUAACGAGAUUUUCGCAUGGUGUGCAAAUGAUGAAAUUCGAUGGAAAUUCAUUCCGCCACGCGCACCCCACUUCGGCGGAUUGUGGGAAGCCGCCGUAAAGUCGGCCAAAUUUCAUCUCCUCAAGGAAAUCGGAAACCACUCUCUCACUCGCGAAGACCUGAUAACGUUACUCGCUCAAGUCCAGAUGAUGUUAAAUUCACGGCCUUUGACACCUAUACCAUCACAGCCACAAGACCUAGAAGCCCUGACACCAGGCCAUUUUCUGAUUGGCACCAAUCUUCAAGCCAUAGUCGAGACCGAUCUGAAGGGAGUUCCAGAUAACGAACUCACACACUGGGAGUUGACACAAAAGCGUUUCCAGAGUAUAUGGGCACGUUGGUACCCGGAAUAUUUACAACAGCUACAGGCACGGGCUACUAAAGCAUACCGAACACCUACCGAUAUUCAGAUAGGGCGAGUUGUCAUCAUUAAAGAGGACGACGUACCACCUGUCCAGUGGCCGCUUGGACGGAUUAUCAAGACCCACCCAGGAAAAGACGGAAUAGUCAGAGUUGUCACACUGAAGACUGCGAAAUCGGACAACGUUGUUCGACCUGUCGCGAAACUUGCUUUGCUGCCCAUCCCCGACAAUCGUCAACAAUCAGAAGCUGCCAUCAGAAACCAGUAG
Messenger RNA from Wyeomyia smithii (pitcher-plant mosquito), 1017 nucleotides. RefSeq lists its product as uncharacterized. The transcript has a single exon. Bases 1 to 1017 code for a protein of 338 amino acids. Gene Ontology annotation, molecular function: nucleic acid binding. The record is from RefSeq and is a predicted model, not a curated record. NCBI's taxonomy places the organism in Eukaryota, Metazoa, Arthropoda, Insecta, Diptera, Culicidae. Gene Ontology annotation, biological process: DNA integration.